Molecule: messenger RNA, 3981 nt
Organism: Equus quagga
Lineage: Eukaryota; Metazoa; Chordata; Mammalia; Perissodactyla; Equidae
Gene: C20H14orf180
Product: chromosome 20 C14orf180 homolog
Exons: 3
Coding region: 1260-1973 (237 amino acids)
Source: RefSeq, a predicted model, not a curated record
AGUCCCAGGAGGACGACAGGACAUGCCCUUCCUCCAUCCUGAGACGAAGCCCAAGGGGGCGCCGCGGCCAGGGGACCGAGCCACAGAGGACCUCGAGGCAUGUGCGGUUCCACGAGCCCCUGGAGGUGGCUGUCCACUGCAUAACCCUAAUAAAACCUGGGCCUGUGGGGUCGGCCUGGACAGAGUGACAGUCAACCGACAGCAGCUGACAGGAAAAAACGUAACCAGAGCAGCCCCAGACCUUCCUAACGCCGGCCGCUCUCCCUUCCAGCUCUCGAAGCUUCUCAGGGCCCCUCAGCCCCUCCCACCCCCUCCGCCUUCACCACCCCUUCCCAAGCUCUCCCAACCCCAGCGUCCUGGUGCCCCCUCCCCCAGAGCCCCCUCACCACCACCUGCCCUCCCCUCCCCUGGGCCACCUCAUUCCUGCUCCCACCCUGCCCAUGGGGCACAGCCCCUGUAUCAGCUAGCCAUGCUGUAUAACAAACCACCACAAACUUAGCUUCCAAACACCCACAUUAUUCUCUCAGCAAUCCCAGGGGUCAGGCAUCUGGGCACGGUUGUCCCUGGUCCUCUGCUCAGGGUCUCAUAAGGCUGCCAUCCAGGUGUGGGCCAGGGCUGGGCCUCAUCUGAGGCUCAGGGCCCCGUUCCAAGCUCCUGGGGCUAUUUGCAGAAUUCAUGUCCUUGCAGCUGUGGAACUCAUGCAGCACCGCCUUCGAGGCCAGUGGCCAACUGGCUCUGACCUUCAGACGCUCUUUUUCAAAGAGCUCGCCUGAUUAGGUCAGGCCCACCUGAGAUGAUCUCCCUCUCGAUGGACUCAAAGUUGACUGCUCAGCAAUUUUCAUUAUGGCUACAGAGUCCUUCCCCUUUGCCAUAUUCUGUUGGGUAGAAGCGAGUCACAGGUGCCCCCUCCCCCACUAGGGGGAGAGGACCACACAAAGGAGAGCAUGGUGUGGGGCAGAACUGUGGGGGCAUCUCAGGUUCUCUCUGCCAUGGCCCCCCAAGAGAGGCGCUUCCCAAGUCCUCCCGAGUUGUGGAUGCACCUCACGGCCCUGAUCCGCGGCAGCAUCUCCCUGGAUGGCCCGUCAUGACUGUCGGGUCCAGGCGCCAGCUCCUCUCGCGGCAGCCGGUGCCUCCUGCAGCCUCCUCACCUGCUCCUCCUUCCCCAGGAUUCAGCCCCCGCCCCGCCCCCAGCAUGUCUCAGCACCCGCCCGCCCCCCCCCCAGGAGCUUCCCAACAGCCCUGGUCACAGAGGUCUGCAGAUGGAGGACCAGGCACCAGUCGGGCAGGGGGAGGUCUGGGGUCCCCCAGUGAGCUGUGCAGGUGGGACGGGACUGGUGGACCCUCCCCGAGUGCCAGCCCCCUCGCCUCUGGACCCACGACCCCUACGGUCCCCUCCCCGCAGGCUGCCUGUGGGGUCACCAUGCCCCAGGCUCCCACAGGCUCUGAGAGCAGCGUCUGGGGCCCCGCAUUCUGGCAGGCUGAACCCCAAGCAGCGAGGUGGGGUCAGAACACUGGGUGGCCCCGAGCAGACUGGCCGACUGGGGGAGGUGUGGACGGCCCAGCCCGGUCAGGACCCUGUGGGAGCUGUGUGUGACACGGCCCCAGCUCAGGGUCCUUUGGGUGGGCAGGUUGAGAUGAGGAGCUCUGGGUGGCACCUGGCAGGCUGCGGCCGUGUGCCCCCCCAGCGGGGAGCCCCCGCUGCCCAAGUCCACUCUCAGUUCUCCUUCCCAGACAUCGCCAGCAGGGAGCCCACCGUCACCACCAAGGCGUCCAGCCGGCCCCGGCCCCGAGGCAGCUCCCUGCUCCUGCGACUGUCCGUGUGUGUGCUGCUGCUGCUGGUGCUCGGCCUGUAUUGCAGCCGGGUCAAGCCCAUCGCGCUGGCCCUUGAGGACCUCCGCGCCCGGCUCCUCGUCCUCAUCCUGCGCCUGCGGCACGUGGCCGUCACCUGCUACCGCUGCCUCCUGCGGCUCUGACGGCGGCCGCAGCUGCUCACCCCCACCCUGGGCCCUGGGCAGGAAGGCUGGGCUGGGAGGAGAGCCAUCGGGGGGAGCCCUCAUGAACCCGGGGACUAAGAGGGGCUGCAGACGGGGCCGACGGGGGAGGGGGCCCAGGAGAUCAGACACGGGCUGCAGCAGCCCACUCACUCAGGCGGCCUCUCCUGUUUCUCACGUGGGGUUCACUGCGAAGUUUUAUUAGAAAAAGGAUUCCACUGCUAAAAAUCGAGACCCGCAUGCUCUAGCCCCCAGGCCGGCCCUUGAGACCCCUCCCUCAUCCUGCGGGAACCGUCGGGGCCCUUGGCCUGGCCUGGAUGAGGCCAUGUGGAGCCCCGUGAAGACUGGGACACCCUGCCCCCUAUCUGUGGGACCUCGGAGAAGGUGAAACCAGCCCUUUGCUGCUCAGGGCCUGCGGGGCGGGGACCUCGAAACCCCUUCGGGAGAGACGGGUCUGGUUGUUGGAGUGGGGGCACUGCCUCCUGCAGGCCCCUCCUGAGGCUGCAUGCAGGGUGGCCCCGAUGCCCCCACCUUGUUGGUGGUGUUGGGCGCCAUCCUCUGAGCCCAGGUCUGACACCCACACUGAGCCCCAAGGCCUGAGGGUCCUCUCAUGCCUGGGGGAAAGUGUCCAGCCCCGCUCCCCAUGGCCGUCCCGCCGACAGCAAAGGGCCGAGAGGCGAGGUCGCUCUGCGUGGACCCCAACACCUUCAGAACACAGGCAUCCGGGCCUGGAUCCGAGCCCGCACCACACACCUGUGGGGCCCGGGUGUAGACACGGCGCCCUCACAGCAGGGCCAAGGGGAGCCACGUAGUGACAACCUCCAGGCGCCCCUCCAGACCUGCCUAGAGUGGUGAGGCCUGAACAAAACAGACACCAGAAGGGACUGCCGGGAGAGACGCCACGCGCCCGGGACAACCUUCAGACUGGCAUCCAUGGGCGACAAACAACGUGCUGCCCUUUUGGGGGGCUGUACUCUAAGCCUCUGUCCCCACUACUUAUGCGGGGAGACACGGAUUUCCUAUUAAAACACGCUGCCACCUCUUUCACUCUGGGACUUUUACCCAAAGGAGAGAAAUGGGGACCCAUUUGCUGUAGAAUUCACUUCAGUAGCUAAAGCAGAGAUGGGACACUGGGGGAGCCCCCUCUGUGGGCCUCAGGGGCCAGGGCAGCAGUCUCCAGCCUCCCUUUCAGCUUCAGAACUCGGGGAGCCCAGCGGAGAGGCGCCCAUUUCCAGGAGCAAUGGCCUAGAGGGGGCCACGGGGGGUGGUCUAGGGCCCAGCCCUCAGGGACCCUCCAGCAUCAGUUACCACCACCCCUGCACCGGCCCGGCCCCCCAAGCCUGUCUCAUCUGACCGACCCCUUAAAGAGGGCAGGUUAUCGCCCCAUAUUCCAGACAGGGCUUGGAGAGGUCAGGUGCCGGAGCCCACAGGGCCAGCACAGGCCUCAGACUCAGCCCCCUCCAGCCCUGGUCCUGUCUGCGGGACACAGCCUGGAAAGGGCUGGACACCCCGGGCCUGCAGGGGGAGACGAGGCGGCCCCCCAACAGCCUGCUGCUCUCAGGCAAGGGCUGUUUAACUUCAGAGGCAGGCUGGGCUCUGGGGGUCUGCAAGACUAUGACCCCCACUGCUUUGGGGAAGAUAUUGCUCAAGACGCCACCAUAAGCCCGAGACAUCCGAAACUUGAAACCCCUCCUCAACCUGGGGAAGCCGCGAUGGGAAUGGUGAGAGUGGAAGCCGCCAGAAAACACGCAGAAGGCCAAGUCCUGAGGCCCCAGGAACAGAGGGCAGCUCUGAAAUCCUAGAGCCGAGCUGGGGACGGAGGAGGGCAGGCAAAGACAAACGCACCUGAGUCGUCCUGGCCGCAGCAGAGGCACAGGUGUUUUUGGUUUUAUUUUGACUUUGAGAAAUAGACACAUUUAGGUUUAAGGAUCUUUACUUUCAGUUCAGCCAGAAGUAGAAUUAAAACAAGGAUGUCGGUCAUCAAACAGCA